Molecule: messenger RNA, 1527 nt
Organism: Strongyloides ratti
Lineage: Eukaryota; Metazoa; Nematoda; Chromadorea; Rhabditida; Strongyloididae
Exons: 2
Coding region: 1-1527 (508 amino acids)
Source: RefSeq, a predicted model, not a curated record
AUGGAUACACCAAAAAUUAAUAGUUAUAAGCGAAGAGUAUCAGUUGUGGAUAAGUCUCAUGAAUUAAUAAAUUAUUUUAACAAUCAUAUGGAUAAACUUAAGAAGAUGUGGGAUGAAAUAGAUAUGAUAGAAGAAAUGAGAGUUGAAAGAACAACAACAUUUUAUGAGACUAUGAAAGAUGUCAUAGAUUUCAUGGUUAAUGAAGAAACAACAAAUUACAAUGAAGUUUUUGAAGAUUCAAGAAAAUUUUGGCAAGAAGUUAGUGAAACUCGAACAGCUUUAGGUAUGGAUCAGUAUGAUAUUGGAAAUUUACGUCCUAAUACCAUUGCAUAUUGUAAAAACUUAAAGAAAGAAAUUGAAAAUUUGGCAAUAGAAAGGGAAAAAUUGAUUGAAAAACAGAUUGAAACUUUUAAUUCUGUUGAAGUUCUAUGUCAUAAAUUAUCACUUCCUGUAUCAAAUAUGGCACAGAAAGGUUCUUUACUUAAUCCAGAAAGAUGGAAUGAACUUCAAGAGGAAUAUUCAUCUUUAUCUAAUUUAUUUGAAAAACGUAAAAAGGAAUUUUUGAGUGCAAGAGAAAAUAUUAUGAAAUUGAAAGGAUACAUGAAAAGACUUUGUUCACAACGAGAGACUACUAUGUUAACAAUUGAUGUUGAUGGAGAUAAUUUUGUCUGCUCAGAGGAAUUUUUGAGUGAAGUUAAGUUUGUUUUGGAAGAGACUCAGGUUGAGUAUGAUGAAUGGAAACGUGAAAGAAUAACUCUUUACAAUGAUGCUGUUAAUCAAUUACGUUCUUUAUACGAAAAAUGUUCUGUUCCUGAUUUAAACAGACUUUUUCCAGAUGAUUUUAUUCCUGAUUUUGUUGAUGAUAGCAGCAUGGAUAAAAUCCAAGAUGAGAUAGCAGAAUAUGACUCAAAAUAUCAACGUUUUAAGGAGUUGUAUGAUGCAUAUUAUAAUUGGUCAAUUGCAUGGAAUGAUCACUUACAAGUAGAGGCUGAUCUUGCUGAUCCAAAUGUUUAUAAGAAUCGUGCUGGACAUAUUCAACAAGUUCUGACUUUACAAAAAGAUGCAGAUAAAAGAUUGAAAUUGUAUAUGAAAAAAUUGGAAUCAUUAAAUGAUCCAACUAUUAAAAUUAACGGAUUAACUUUGUAUGAAAAUGCUCUUCAAAUUGUUGAAGAUAACAAAAAACAAAAGGAGAUUGAGAGGCAAUGGAAACUAGAACAAAAGAAGGAAAAUAUAAAGAUGGAAGCAUUAUAUGGAACAAAGUCUCCACGCUCAUUAAAAAAGACACCACGUCACGGUACAACGCUUGCUCGGCAAUCAUUGUUUGAUAUCUCUGGCAUUAGUACAAUUGUUCCUGUCAAGGGAUAUGGUACAGAUGUCAGAAUAUUUGGACCUAAAACAUCAUCUCCAAAACAUUUAUCUGGAGCAGAUCGUACACCAUUAAAAAGAGAUCCUUUUAAAACUCCUAAAAAGACAUCUUCAAAGACACCUGGAAGAACACCAAUAAAAACUCCUUCUAAGAAACCGUAA